Salvelinus namaycush (lake trout) is the source of this 5205-nucleotide messenger RNA. Its product is annotated as ras/Rap GTPase-activating protein SynGAP-like. The transcript is spliced from 22 exons. Gene Ontology annotation, biological process: regulation of GTPase activity. The coding region runs from base 1 to 5205 and encodes 1734 amino acids. Lineage: Eukaryota; Metazoa; Chordata; Actinopteri; Salmoniformes; Salmonidae. The record is from RefSeq and is a predicted model, not a curated record.
AUGUCUGCGCAGAGCGAAGAUGCGAGGUGUGCUGUCCCCCCCUCCUAUCGCCCCCAUGCCCCUUCCUUUGCCGCUCCCUCCUACGACCACCCCGACUGGAACCCCCGUCUCUGUGUGAUCUCCGGAAAUCAGCUCUACAUGUUGGACCAGGAGGAGGUACACCCUUUGUUGAUGCGCGAGCGGCGCUCCGAGUUGCACAGGAACAAGCUGCUGCGGAGGACAGUCAGCGUUCCUGUUGAGGGGAGGCACCAUCCAGAGAUGGAGAACGCUCGCGCCCGGCGGAAGAGCAUAGCCAACGUGAAGCAGCCAAGCAUGGAGAUCCCUCCCACUGCCCCCCCCCAACCCUUCCGACAAUCCGUGAGUACCCCUCCCUCCUACCGCCCUCGCUCGCUCCCCCCGUCCCUCUCUCUCUCCCUCCCUUCCCACUCCCCACCACACACCUGUCGCAGGGCCAGUGGAACCCCUCCCUUCCCCCUCGCCCUCUCACCCUCUCUCUCCCCCUCCCUCCCCCAUGGCCACUCCUGCCCUCAGCAACGCUACAAGAAAGGGGUCGGUACUCCCCCUCUCUCACUGCCCCUCUCCCCCUGCCUGUCCCUUAGUCUCCCCCACUCCCCCCCUUCUUCUAAUUGGCCGGGGGACUGGAGGGUUGCCGCUUCCAGCACAGUGACCGGACGCCAUAUUGCACCUCUUCCUCCGAUCGAGAGUUUCCUCAGUAGAAGGUUGAAGGGCUCUAUCAAGAGGGCUAAGAGUCAGCCCAAACUGGACCGCACCAGCAGCUUUCGACACAUGAUCCGCUUCCGUAGUGCCGACCAGGACAGAACGCGCCUGAUGCAGAGCUUCAAAGAGUCCCACUCCCAUGAGUCCUUGCUGUCUCCCAGCAGCGCAGCCGAGGCGCUGGACCUCACCCUGGACGAGGACGCCAUCAUCAAGCCCGUCCACUCCAGCAUCCUGGGACAGGAGUACUGUUUCGAGGUGACUACGGCUUCAGGAACCAAGUGCUUUGCAUGUCGCUCGGGUGCAGAGAGAGACAAAUGGAUCGAGAAUCUUCAGAGAGCUGUCAAACCCAACAAGGACAACAGUCGGAGGGUGGACAACGUGCUGAAACUCUGGAUCAUCGAGGCGCGGGAGCUUCCCGCCAAGAAGCGCUACUACUGCGAACUUUGUCUGGACGACAUGCUUUACGCACGCACCACCAGCAAGCCCCGGACUGACACCGUGUUCUGGGGUGAGCACUUUGAGUUCAACAACUUGCCAGCCGUGCGCAACCUACGCCUUCAUCUCUACAAGGAGACUGACAAGAAGAGACGCAAGGAAAAGAGCACAUACCUGGGACUGGUCAGUAUCCCUAUCUCCAGCAUCACGGGCCGACAGUUUGUGGAGCAGUGGUACCCGGUCAUCCAGCCUAGCGUCCUGGCCAAGGGGCAAGCAGGGGGCAAGAUGAUCAAUGCCUCCCUACGCCUCAAGUCCCGUUACCAGACCAUGAGUAUCCUGCCCAUGGAGCUGUACAAGGAGUUUGCCGAGUAUGUUACCAAUAACUACCGGACUUUGUGUGCGGUGCUGGAGCCUCUACUGAGCGUGAAGAGUAAAGAAGAGGUGGCCUGUGCGCUGGUCCACAUACUACAGAGCACAGGGAAAGCAAAGGAUUUUCUUUCGGACAUGGCGAUGUGUGAGGUAGAUAGAUUCACUGACCGAGAACACCUUAUCUUCAGAGAGAACACUCUGGCCACCAAAGCCAUAGAAGAGUACCUCAAGCUGAUUGGACAUAAGUACCUCAAAGAUGCAAUAGGGGAGUUCAUAAGGGCACUGUACGAAUCAGAAGAGAACUGCGAGGUGGACCCCAUGAGGACACCACCCUCUGUCCUUCCAGAUCACCAAGCCAAUCUCCGCAUGUGCUGCGAACUGGCACUCUGUAAAAUCGUCAACUCCCAUUGUGUGUUUCCUCGAGAGCUGAAGGAGGUGUUUGCCUCGUGGAGGGUGCGCUGUGCGGAGAGGGGGAGGGAGGACAUCGCAGACCGCCUAAUCAGCGGCUCCCUUUUCCUGCGCUUCCUGUGUCCGGCCGUCAUGUCUCCCUCCCUGUUCAACCUGACCCAGGAGUACCCAGACGAGCAGACGUCACGCACGCUCACCCUCAUCUCCAAAGUGGUGCAGAACCUGGCCAACUUCUCCAAAUUUGGUAUGAAAGAGGAGUACAUGUGCUUCAUGAAUGAGUUCUUAGAGAUGGAGUGGGGCUCCAUGCAACAGUUCCUCUAUGAGAUCUCCAACCUGGACAGUGUGAGCAACGCGGGGGGCUUCGAGGGCUACAUCGACCUGGGCAGGGAGCUGUCCAUACUGCACAGCCUCCUCUGGGAGGUCAUGGCCCAGCUCAGCAAGUCUUCUAACCCUAACCCACAGGAUGCUAUUAUCAAACUGGGUCCCUUGCCCCGCCUCUUGAAUGACAUCAGCAUGGCCCUGCGUAACCCCCACCUGCAGAGGCAGCCCAGCCAACAGAACCAGACAGAUAGAGUCCAUGAGAGACAGACGGAGAGGCUGCUGUCACGACCCAGCUUCCACAGGGGAGUCUCCUCGGAGUUCCAGAAUCUCAUGAUGAAGGAUCUCAACAGCUCCAUAGAUAUCACUCGCUUGCCUUCCCCUACAUCUGGUGUGUCCGGUGGGGGGGUCAUGCCGUCUCGUGCUCAUGCUCAGCUGAGUUUCCAAGAGCGUGAUCACCCACAUCGAGCCUCCAAAGACGUUUUCUAUGUAACCCGCCCUCCCUUGGCCCGAUCCAGCCCUGCCUACUGCACCAGUAGCUCUGAUAUCACCGAGCCAGACCACAAGGACUCCACAAUGAACAGCGUGUCUAACCUGCAGUCGGUGGCCAUGCUCAACUCCUCCCAGGCCUCCAUCACCGGCAUGGGCAGCUUCGGAGGGCUCAGCAGCCAUGGUGGAGGAGGCCUGGGCUCGGGCCUGAGCGGCCAGCUCCGGGCCGGGGGCCGCCACUCGGCCGGCUCGGGGGGAUCCAGCAUGUCAGGGGGCCUCCGGCUGAGCCAGUUGAGCCAGAUGGGCACCACCACCGACUCGCUGUCCCAGCAGCAGCAGCAGCAGGCCGCCGCCCUGAGAUACCCGCUCUCCUUCCAGAACCCCCUGUUUCACCUGGCCACCGGCACUGCAGAUGGACCCCACCUUCACCACCAGCACAGCAGGGCCCAUCUCCCGCCGCCCCUGCUCCUGGCCCCGGAGCCUGACCCCGGUGGCUCGCACCAGGCCUACAUCCCCCAGUUUGCCCACGGGGGGUUCUCCCGCAGCGAGGACCUGUCCACCCUAAGGACCGGGGCAGGGCACCUGGGGCAGCCAGCCAUUAUCCACUCACACAGCUAUAGCGACGACUACAGCAGGGCUGAUUACGCACGGCGGCAACUAUCCAUGCAUGGGCAGGAUAAUCUUCAACAGCAACAGCAGAUGGGCAUGGCCUCUCAGACUGGUACCUCCCACUCCUCCCUGGCCACACCCCCCUCCACAGUCCAGCCCGCACGCCAGAGCUCCAUCGCCCCGCCUUCCGCUCAACGCGUCAAAUCACAGACCUCCCAUCAGCUGUCUGUCAGUGCGGCUGCUGCUCCCACACCAUCCGCUAAGACACGACCGCCCAGUGCCAACCUAUCGCCAGAGUCGGGCUACGGAGGUCGGCAACAGGCACCGCGGCAACAGCUGUCGGUCAAAGACAACACAGCCCCUGGACUGCCCCACCAGCAGAGCUCUGUCAGGGAGAGCCAGGGCCCCCAGGGGCCACCGGGAGGCACUACAACGACCAUACAGCAAUUGCAGCAGCAGCAGCAGCAACAGCAACAGCAACAACAACAACCACAGCAACAGCAACAGCACCUGCUUAAACCUUCCAUCAGCAAACAGGGUUCUGGCCAGUCGCCUUCGACUCUUAACCCCCCGACCCCGGCCAAUGAGAGAACAGUCGCCUGGGUCUCCAACAUGCCUCACCUCUCCGCUGACAUUACUCUGGAGGCUAACCGCAUCGACCGCGAGGAGUUCAAGCUGAAGGAGUACUCCAAAAGCAUGGAUGAGUCUCGCUUAGACAGGGUAAAGGAAUACGAGGAGGAGAUCCACUCCCUAAAGGAGCGACUGAUCAUGUCCCACAGGAAGCUGGAGGAGUAUGAGAAGAGGCUCCUUUCCCAGGAGCAGCAGACCAGUAAGAUCCUCUCACAAUACCAGAGUCGCCUGGAGGACAGCGAGAGGAGGCUACGGCAACAGCAAGUGGAGAAAGACUCCCAAAUUAAAGGAAUAAUCAACAGACUUAUGGCUGUGGAGGAUGAGAUAAGGGGAGGAGCCGUGGUUGAGCCGCCAAAAGCUAACGUUAGGGUCUUCGCCGAUCAGGGGGCCCAGCAUUCCUCCCUGGGUUCAGCAGACCCCUGUGUGAAUACUGAAGGUGGAAGAGGAGGAGGAGGAGGAGAAGAAGGAGAAAAAGAAGGAGGGAUGACUACUGAUCCUGACCCUACUAUCUCUUCCUUGGGCAUCUCCUCCACUGGCUUGCCCCGGAACGAGAAUGGAGUCCCCUCCCCACCCGUAGACCCUCCUCCUCCCCCCACUCCUCAUCUCCACCCCAGUCCACCCCAGAAUGGAGAGCUCCGUGUCAACCCAACAUCCUCCCCAGUGACAAGCACGGAGGCAACUGAGAGCACUGCAACAGCAGGACUGGGCAUAGAGGAGAGGGAGCAGACUGAAAAGAGCUCCUUCCAUGUAACCUUGGUAAACUUCCUCGGUUUCGUACUGACACCUGGAGGGGUCAGCAUGGAUGAGAACAAAGUCCCCGCCGUCAGUAACUGGCCCAAACCCACCACCAUUAAGGAACUCCAACGUUUCAUUGGGUUCUCCAACUACUAUCGCCGGUUCAUUCGGAACUUCAGUUCUACUGCCGCUCCCCUCAGUGCCCUUACCAGCCAAAAAACCCGUACCCGUCAAUGGACUGAUACCGCCCUGACUGCUUUCAACAACUUGAAACGCCUAUUUACCUCAGCUCCUGUUCUUCGCCAACCUGAUCCGACUCUUCCUUUCACCCUGGAGGUGGAUGCCUCCGAAGUAGGAGCCAUACUCUCUCAGCGGGUGGGAACACCUUCAAAAUCACAUCCCUGUGCCUUCUUUUCAGGAAGUUAUCCUCUGCUGAGAGGAAUUACGAUGUGGGGAACAGAGAACUCCUCACCAUCAAGCUGGCCCUCGGAGUAG